Messenger RNA from Trypanosoma cruzi, 1479 nucleotides. RefSeq lists its product as uncharacterized. Bases 1 to 1479 code for a protein of 492 amino acids. Lineage: Eukaryota; Euglenozoa; Kinetoplastea; Trypanosomatida; Trypanosomatidae. The record is from RefSeq and is a predicted model, not a curated record. The transcript has a single exon.
AUGGCCAAAUCAAAUGAGACAACAAACACGAAAGAGAGAUACUUUUCAUCGAAAAUGGGUAGACGUGGUUUUUCUGCAGGUUCCCGACAAACUUCUAUUUCUGUGCAGAAAAAUCAAAAAAAGGUGAGAACACCUGUUCUUGAUAAAUGUGUUUUCAGUAAACAAAAGAAUGCGGAAAUUCAAUUACGGCAGGCCGGUACUCCUCGGAGCGGCUGCUCAUCCUCCGUAACGGCGUUAGAAGAAACCAUUGCAGAUGUCAUGGGUGUCAGAAUGCAGUCGUUAACUGACUUGGGAACCCGAAUAGAGGAACUGUCGUCUAUACAUCGACAGGAGGAGGUGGCUUUCCGACAGCAGAUGGAUGAUGUUCUUCAACAAUUAGAGACGGCGCGAGUCAAUCAAUUGGGUACGGUGCAAGACUACGAGGCGCUUUUAAAAAAGGAGCGUCAAGAGCGUCAAACCGUAAUUUCAUUGAUGCAACGCUUUAAAACUGAAGGCGCCGAAGUAAUUAAUACAAUGAAGGAAUCAUUAGAAGCGGCUAGAACCAAAUGGAAAGCAGAGGUGGAGCUAAAUGCACAAUUAACUGCCCAGUUAAGACAGUACCAGAUGAAUAUCAUGCCAUCGGGGGCCAUGAAGACGGAUGGUGCCGGCAAUUUGAAACCAGGGUCUAAUGAAAAUGCGCUUUAUACCAAGGUCGAGAUUUUAACACGACUUCUUGAAGAAGAGGACGCAAUUAUAGUUGAGUUACAGGAACGCAAUAAGGCCCUUGAGAAGAAGGUCUCUGUUCUUACUCAGCAGCGUAACCGGCUUCUGGAUCUUGAGGCUCAGCAUCUAGAAACGGAGGAAUUUAACACUGAGUACAGUAAUUUACUAAGUGCGGUUCGUGGUUUUGACACUGCUGAAGAAAAAACCACACUUGAGGGAAGAGUUUGUGUCUUAACACGCUUUACGAAGAUGCUUUUACAGCGUUUGCAAUCAGAACAGAGACAACGACUUCGUGUUGAAGAACAAGCAGUUCGAAUGGCCUCGGAACAUGAUCAAAUAGUACGGGCUUUAGAAGCUCGUAUUAAAAGCCUGGAGAUACAAAAGAGUGGUGGCAUACCUUCAUAUCGACAAAACGUUUUGCACACUGAAAAUGAGAAAUCACGCAAAAACGUAUUGACUGAGGGAACAAGCGAAGUCCCACCAAAGAGUGACGGGGCAUAUCCAAAAAGAGACCAAUCAGUUGAUCAGGAGGCAAUAACCUCUUGUGGGGGAGUUGAUGACUUUAGGUUGCUUCUUCUUAAUUCAUCUAAAAUGAGCGCUGCCAAACCACAGUCUGAAGAAACGGUACCGAAUGUCUCUACUGGCGAUGCUGAGCGUGCAACAUUGGAAGCUCAAUUGGCGGCUGUUACAAGCGAUUUCCAGCAAUCGGUGGCGGAAUGGAUCGCCUUUCCAUUGAACGGAGAGAAAACGCUUCGGGAGGACUUCUGCCCUGAAUGA